CGACGACAAGUAGACUAAUGCUACGGUUUUUUAACUGUUCAAGGAACGGGAGAUCAGCUUGAACAAUAUGGAAUUCUCUUAAUGGAUUAUGAACAUAUAGGUCAAAGGACACGAAAACAACUUGGUCUAGUUUCCUCGGAUCGUUGGGCAAAUGGUUUGUUUUCUUUGGGUAUAAUCUCGCGAUGAAUAGCAAAUCUCAACUCGAGUUCUAUACUUAGUUAGGCCCGAUCUCCAUGGACUACAGUGUGUCGGUUUACGCAAGGAUUAUAGAUACGCCAGCAUGUCUGCGACGAGUGAGCAUCGUCCCGAUGGAGAACAAGAGCCCGAUGACCAGCAGAGGGGGAGCGAAGAGGGUAAGAAGGACGGGGAACAAGAGGAGCAGGCCGAGGAUGUGGCAGUCAUGAAAGAUGAAGCCAGAGACAAGGAAGAAGUUUUCCGGAAGAUCUUCCAACUUGUCGCGACGUACAUUGAUCACCAUCUCAUAGUGGAAAGCCUCUCCAAGGAACUUGGCCUGACACCGGACGACCAGGAAGUCCUUAGAGUGUCUUGUAUUGGCCAGAAGAUGACAGUCCUGGUCGAGAAGACCCUGUGGGCUUGGCAUGACCGAGAUGAGAAGGGGGCAUCUGCAGAGAAGUUGGUGAUAGCUUUGAGGAGGAUGAGGCUGCAUAAGGCCGCAGACAGCGUUGAGGAAUAUUGCUUGAAGGUCCAUAAACCGCCAAGAAAGAAGACAAGGUCUAUAUUUAUAGUUAAUGAAGAGAAUCAAAAUGGUCAAAUAGAAACACAAGAAGAUGAAGAAGCUGACCAAGAUUAUGCGGUGAACGAACAGGAGAAGUCGCCUGGAAACGAAACGGAUAGAUCAGAGGCAGAGCUGAGAGAAGUGACGACCAACUUGAUCUACAGGUCACCAGGUCGGCAUAAAAGACAUAAAGGAGGGAACCUAUUCAUCCGAUUUUUCAUCGCCAUGAAACCGCGCCAAGAGACCACACAUACACCACUAGCGAAAGAGGGUGUGCAACCUUUGGUGCGUGCCUAUCAUGAUUACAUCAUCAAGGAAAGGCAACACUACCGGUUACUAUUGACAAAAGCAAUUGGUAUCAAUGGUGUAGAAGUUUUGGAAUACGUUGAUCGAGACAUAUGCAUCUUCAUCCACGUGUUUGUUCGAAAUAGCCACGAACUCCGACUCCUCCGCAAGUAUUACGACACCGACGUUUUACGUGACCGCUGCCAGGAGGUGCUGUUAGAUCAAAACACGUUGGACGAGACGAGGUUGUAUAACCUACCAAUGGAUUCUUGGAUCGAGGUUACGGAUGAGUCGUUCAGUGCAUGUCAGGAUGAAAUACGGCUGACAAGGACCGUGAAACAACAUGUCGAAAAGAAGAUGGAAGAGGAAAAAGAGCCUGAACCAGUCGUUGAGCAGGUGACGAAGGAGAUCUUACCACCUGCCCAUCAUUUCGACCACACUGUGAUCUUCAUAGUAGAAAAGAAGCCAGAACUCAUAGACAUGGCAGUAGUCCCGGGGAUAGAAAAUGGGCUCGUCCUAUUGGACAAAGAAGUACCGCGAGUUCUCGUUUGCCGAUGCUGGCGGGAUCGGUAUUCGCCGAAAAAGAAGAUCCUACGGACAGUUCGUUCAUUCACUGGCGACGGAAAGUAUAAAUUGCGCACACCAGUUGCUGUUGCAUCAUGGGAUAACUGGAUUGUAGUUGCGGAUAAAACGCGGGAAUGUUUAAUUUUCUAUACGCUCGAGGGCGAAGGUGUGCAUCUCCAGAAACUGCACAAACAACCGCUUGACAUUGAGAUGCGGGAGAAUCGACUCUGGCUUGCUUUCGAGGGUAGGGUGGAGGGCAACAGGCUCAUAGGAAGCCCGGAAAAUGAUGACUUCAAAUGGGAACUAUUUCGUUAUUCGGAUGUACCCUAUCUUUUCCCUGUUCACCUUAACGUUAACGAGCGCGGUGAUGUGUUUGUAGUUUCGCAGACCAACGCUGGGGAGCGCUACCUGUACAUGAUGGAAGCUAACCUAAUAAAGAGGCUCCAGGCGCCUGCCAAGUAUGACGCCGCCGGUCUCUGGGCAACAGCCUGUGACGACAAUGAAAGUGUCAUUACCAUAACGAACGCAGCGUUAGAGCGAGUAAAACUCAUCGAGUCUCCGCGAAGAUUCGACAUGGAUGAAGUCCAGCAGCUGUUUCCGAAAGAGCCCGAAGGCGACGAAAACGAGGUCAAGGAGAAAAUUAAUCGUCAACGGAAGCUUCGGCUAUGUUCGGGAUUUGCUUCGGUUGUUGACAGUGAAGGUGACUUGAUGAUAUGUCUGAGGAAAGGGGAGAUUAAAGUUUUCGAUAGAAAAGCAUAGUGUGACUGUUUGGGGGUUAUGGUGAAGUUGUGACUGACUCCUUUCCAUUGGGUUUUAGCUAGGUGAUAUCUCAGUCCACUAUAUACCAAUCCUUUUCCCAGCAACAGGAGACUUCCUUCGAUACAAUCCUGUUCAGAAUAGUGAAAUUGAUGAGCGCCAUGGGUUUUUGAAGAAUCCCAGUGUGUUGUGAAGUUCGACUCCGCAACCUGUGACUGAUCUGUUCCGGUACGUGAACCUAUCUCCCAAAGAAACCCAAGAAAGUGUCUUUAUUAGCGGAAUCGGUAUCUAGGAAAGUUUCUUUUCAAUAAAUAACCAUAUGC
Molecule: messenger RNA, 2664 nt
Organism: Lineus longissimus
Lineage: Eukaryota; Metazoa; Nemertea; Pilidiophora; Heteronemertea; Lineidae
Exons: 10
Coding region: 281-2344 (687 amino acids)
Biological process (GO): signal transduction
Molecular function (GO): protein binding
Source: RefSeq, a predicted model, not a curated record